AUGAAUGACUGUGGCUUGGAACAACUGGAGAAGCCAUAUUUUCCCAUUCAUCCGGAGAUGCACGAGAUCCGAGUCAGCCACAAUAAGCUCAAAUUUAUCUCAAUAGAUUUUUUUGAGAAUCUUUUCAAAUUGGUUAAUGUUUAUUUGGAUCAUAAUUCUCUGACUCAUCUGGAGUUGCCGCACAUGAAAAGUCUGAGAGAACUUUACCUUGGACAUAAUAAAUUGGCCGAUUUCACCUUUAGUGAUUGUCGACGCUUGGAACUACUCUACCUCAACGACAAUCAACUCACUCAUAACUUUUCUAAUCCUGUCAUUUUCUCGCUUAGCUGGACUCCACUUCUUUCCAACAAUUACCCGAAUUAUUGGGAGCUGCAGCUGAGUGGAAAUUUGAUUACUGAGAUUGGCGGGGAUACUUUCCAGUCACUGAUAAAACUGCGCACUCUAAAUCUCUCGAGGAAUGCAUUGACUUCACUUCCGGCAGAUGUCUUUGGCUCAUCUGAACAGAAAUUCGCACUGCAACAAUUGGAUCUCUCUCACAACAACAUUAAUGUGCUCUUCGAAAACCAAUUCGAAUUUUUGGGUGGACUCCAAAUGCUGAAUUUAUCUGGAAAUCAAAUUGCCGUUUUGAAGAGUGCUCACUUUGCAGGUCUUACUUCGUUACGCCAUUUGCAUUUGCAGUCAAACGAUAAAAUGGAGCUAAGAGGACACACCUUUGCAACACUCAAGCAACUGGAGACUCUCGACUUGUCCCACAUUGGUCUCGAUAUUCUGGAUCCGCAUCUCUUCGGCUACAAUCAGGAGGGCACAGAAAGUAUCUACGAUUACUUGCCAAUGGCUUACAUGCGUAAGCUUAAUCUAAGUAGCAAUAAUCUCCAACAUCUGCACCCUAGAGCCUUUGCUAAGUUAUCCUCUUUGGAAGAACUCUAUCUGAGCAACAAUGCAUUGCGUGUGCUUCCCGAGGGCCUGUUUGUUCCUAUACAAAAUCUGAAGAAGCUGGACGUGAGUUACAAUCAAUUGGCGGAGAUAAGCAGCGAUGUUAUAAACAGCCUGAACAACAUCACCGAUCUGCAUAUUGACAACAAUCGGCUAACUUUUCUGCCCAAUCUGAAUGGAAAGCUGCGAAAUGUGAGAGUGUUCACAGUGAGCUUGAGUUUCGGCGAACAACCGGAUGAGGUGUUACAAUGGUGAAGCUAUGUAAUUAAAUUUAAUUGUUUGCUUGAGUAAUGUAUUCUUCAUGAUAAGAAAAUAUUUUAAGAAUUUCUUUUCAAGUUCGUUAAAAAUUAUACCUUUUAUAAUAACCAAAAUCGUUUUAAUAAACAUACAUCAAUAAAUGUCAACUCAGCA
This is a messenger RNA of Drosophila sulfurigaster albostrigata, 1344 nucleotides long. Its product is annotated as leucine-rich repeat-containing protein 15-like. Gene Ontology annotation, cellular component: extracellular matrix. The record is from RefSeq and is a predicted model, not a curated record. Bases 1 to 1188 code for a protein of 395 amino acids. NCBI's taxonomy places the organism in Eukaryota, Metazoa, Arthropoda, Insecta, Diptera, Drosophilidae. The transcript has 2 exons. Gene Ontology annotation, molecular function: protein binding.